Molecule: messenger RNA, 2684 nt
Organism: Abrus precatorius (Indian licorice)
Lineage: Eukaryota; Viridiplantae; Streptophyta; Magnoliopsida; Fabales; Fabaceae
Product: G-type lectin S-receptor-like serine/threonine-protein kinase At4g27290
Exons: 7
Coding region: 2-2539 (845 amino acids)
Biological process (GO): recognition of pollen; protein phosphorylation
Molecular function (GO): protein serine/threonine kinase activity; ATP binding
Source: RefSeq, a predicted model, not a curated record
AAUGAACUUCAGGUGUAAAUGUAUUGCUUCUUUCAUUCAGAAAAUCACGUAUGAAGCUUCAAGACACAGGCAACCGAUGAAGAAUCUUUCUUCGAUGUUUGUCAUUACUAAGAUUCUGUUAUUCAUUUUUCAUACCUGCAGGGCAAUUGAUUCCAUAUCCAAAUUUGAGUCACUUUCUGAGAACACCACCUUGGUUUCCAAAGAUGGUAGCUUUGAAUUGGGUUUUUUCUGUCCUGGAAGUUCUGGGAACUGUUACUUGGGUAUAUGGUACAAGCGAAUACCAGUUAAAACUGUGGUAUGGGUGGCCAAUAGAGCCAACCCAGUCAAAGACAACUCUAGCAUUUUGCACAUAAACAAGCAGGGGAAUCUUGUGAUUGUAACAGAAAAUGGGACUGUUGUUUGGACAGGACUAGCAGACUCCAGAAACAAGGCUUUUAACCCAUUUGUUCAGCUCUUAGACACUGGAAAUUUAGUAAUAAGAGAUGAGAAAGAUGAAGAUGUAGAAAACUACUUAUGGCAAAGCUUUGAUUAUCCUUCUGAUACCUUGUUACCAGGUAUGAAGCUGGGGUGGGACUUACAGACAGGUCUUAACCGGCAUUUAUCUGCUUGGAAGAACUGGGAUGAUCCAUCACCGGGAGACUUUACUUUAGGUCUUGCACUUGAAGGGUACCCUCAAAUAGUUAUGUGGAAGGGCCCAACAGCAUUCUAUAGGGGUGGUCACUGGAAUGGUAUUACAUUCAGUGGUGCCCCGGAAUUGAAGGAAAAUCCACUUUUUGAGUUCGAGUUUGUGUAUAACAAGGAAGAGGUGUACUACACAUACAGCCUCAGAAAUGAGUCAAUGAUUUCAAGAAUGGUUAUGAACCAAACCGUGUAUACUAGGCAGCGCUAUGUAUGGAUUGAGGGAGCUCAAACUUGGAGGCUUUAUGCUUCUGUGCCAAGAGACAACUGUGACUACUAUAAUCUUUGUGGCCCUAAUGGAAAUUGUGUUAUAGGUGACUCACCAAUUUGCCAGUGCUUGUCAGGGUUUAAGCCAAAAUCACCGGAAAACUGGGAUAUGAUGGACUGGACUCAAGGAUGUGUGCACAAUCAACAGUUGAGUUGCCAGGAUAAGAGUAAAGAUGGGUUUUUGAAAUUUAGCGGUUUGAAAUAUCCUGAUACUACACAUGCUUGGGUCAAUGAGAGUAUGGAUCUCAACAAAUGCAGGGAAACUUGCUUAGGAAAUUGUUCUUGUACAGCUUAUGCAAACUUAGAUAUAAGAGGAGGAGGUACUGGCUGUGUGAUUUGGUUUGGUGAGCUUAGGGACAUGAGACAGUUUUCUGGUGAAGCUCGUGAUCUAUAUAUUCGGAUGACAACAUCAGAAUUUGCUGAGAAAGAUGUACAUAAGAGGAAGGUGGCUGCAAUAGUCAUCAGUGUUGCCUCGGUUCUCGUGGUGAUUCUGAUUUUCUCCUACAUUAGCAAGAGAAUGAAAAAGCUCGAAGUUGAGGAAACAGAGAAUUACUUGAUGGAGAAUAAUGUUGAAAGCAUGAAAGAAAACCUCGAGCUUACUUCGUUCGACCUUUCUCGUAUUCUCAAAGCAACCAAUGGCUUCUCAACAAACAAGAAGCUUGGCGAAGGCGGUUUUGGGACUGUAUACAGGGGUAUCCUAGAAGAUGGACAAGAAAUUGCUGUCAAGAGACUUUCACAGAGCUCUAGACAAGGAUUGAAUGAAUUCAUGAAUGAAGUAAUAUUGAUUGCCAAAUUGCAGCAUCGAAACUUAGUUAAGCUUCUUGGUUUUUGCGUUGAAGGAGAGGAGAAAAUGCUUAUUUAUGAGUACAUGUCUAACAAUAGCCUAGACUCAUUUAUCUUUGAUCAUGUGAAAAGUAAAGUUUUAGAUUGGUCUAAGCGCUUCAACAUUAUCUACGGAAUUGCUCGGGGACUUCUGUAUCUUCACGAAGAUUCUAGAUUAAAGAUAAUACACAGAGAUCUUAAAGCGAGUAACGUCUUACUUGACAAUGAGUUCAACCCAAAAAUAUCAGAUUUUGGCAUGGCUAGAACUAUUGUCGGAGAUCAAAUUGAAGGAAACACGAACAUGGUCGUUGGAACAUAUGGUUAUAUGGCACCUGAAUAUGCAAUUAAUGGACUAUUCUCGGUAAAAUCUGACAUAUUCAGCUUUGGUGUAUUACUGCUUGAGAUAGUAUGUGGAAAGAAGAACAGAGAAUUUUCCCAUUCAGACAACUGUAUAAACCUUAUUGGACAUGCAUGGAGAUUUUGGAAAGAAGAAAGGGCUUUAGAGCUGAUUGAUUCAUGCUUCAAGAAUUCAUGUAUUCAAUCACAAGCACUACGCUGCAUUCAAAUUAGUCUUCUAUGUGUUCAGAGGCAUCCUGAGGAUAGGCCCAUAAUGUCAACUGUGGUUUUGAUGUUGAUUACUGAUAUUGCAUUACCCCAACCUAAGGAACCUGCUUUCCUUAUUGACAACGUCUUAGUUGGUGCAGAUUCUUACCAUAACCAUCAGCUUUCUACAUCCAAUGGAGUAAGCAUCACCAAGUUAGAGCCUCGGUAGUGGAUCAUUUACCAAAAUCCUACAAUGGAUCAAAAUAAAGAUAUGGAGCACAAGUUUGAAAGAGUUAAAAUCUUUGCAUUUAUUCUUCCAAUUUGGUACUAUUUAUAGAUACUAGACCAAAUAUAAAAGUGAAGUGUUAUAAACC